Molecule: messenger RNA, 444 nt
Organism: Cladophialophora immunda
Lineage: Eukaryota; Fungi; Ascomycota; Eurotiomycetes; Chaetothyriales; Herpotrichiellaceae
Exons: 2
Coding region: 1-444 (147 amino acids)
Molecular function (GO): carbon-sulfur lyase activity
Source: RefSeq, a predicted model, not a curated record
AUGUUUGAAUCCAGCUGCCUUUGCGGCGCUAAUCGGUUGCGCUGGGAAGCUGAGCCUUUCUUGAGGAUGCGUUGUUGGUGUGUGGACUGCAAGAAGUUCUCAGGGUCGACGAACACAAACAAUAUCCUGGUACCUCUCAAGGGGAUGAAGGUGGUGAAGGGCAACCUCAAGACAUUCACCUUGGACGUCGAGUCUGGAAACCAGAUGACCAGCUUCUUCUGCGACCAUUGCGGGUCGACCUUGUACCGUAGGAGCAGCGGAAUCAGUGAUGGAGUGGCCGUGAUGGUUGGUGGUGUUGACGGCGAUGAGAUGUUACACGCCAGCAAGCCUCAGGUCGAGAUCUAUACGAGCAGUCGUCCAGAAUGGGUCGCUCCCAUCAAAGGGGCAGAGCAGGUGGAGGGCGCGUGGCAUCCGCGGCCUGACCAGUUGCCCAAGCGGGCUUGA